Messenger RNA from Stegodyphus dumicola, 345 nucleotides. Its product is annotated as zinc finger BED domain-containing protein 5-like. Lineage: Eukaryota; Metazoa; Arthropoda; Arachnida; Araneae; Eresidae. The record is from RefSeq and is a predicted model, not a curated record.
AUGGACAAGUUUUUGAAAAGGAAAGAACUGGACUCUGAACAAAAUCUGGAGCCAGAUGAGAGCCCGAGUAUGAGUGGGGGUCAAAAGAAAGCAAAGAUGGUCAAAUUCUCUGGUGCAAGGCAAUAUAGCGAAAGCUAUAUUUCAGUUGGAUUUACUUUCACUGGAGAUGAACACAAACCAACUCCACUGUGCGUGGUGUGUGGUGAAAAGCUAGCUAACAGUGCUAUGGUCCCAAGCAAACUUAAACGCCAUCUCCGAACGAAACACUCUUUGCUUCAAAACAAGAAUGUGGACUUUUGUUCGCCUCGCUGCGUGACAACAUGGAGAAACAGGCAACUUUUAUGA